GAAACAGGAAAUGAGCGUUCGGUGUUUCUAUGGUAACAUAUACAACCCUGCAACGUUAGCUUUGUACAGUCGCUAGCCUUUUUGUGAAUUUGUGACUACUACACACUUUCAUAUCAUGCACGGACCAAACACGUACCUUAUACGACCUAAUUACCAGGACAAGUUUAAACCAGCCACUGUGAAAGGAUGCAUUCGUGAAAUUUUGAAGGAGCAGUUAUCUGGAGUUCAGUACGUCCCUGACAAUGUCCAAGAGCUGACCCGUUCACUGGCAGAAAGCAUUAAAAACAAAGUGAAGGAGAUGGUACAUGACAGAUAUAAGCUUGCUGUUCAGGUGGUCAUUGGAGAACAGCGGGGACAAGGAUUUAAGAUGUCGUCCAAGUGUUUGUGGGACUCUGACACAGACAGUUACGCAGAAAGUGUUUUCAUGAAUGACAGCUUGUUCUGUGUGGCGGCAGUUUUCGUUUGCUAUUACUACUGAGAACGUGAAGCAUGGACGACAGAAAACUUUCAUAAGGCGAGAUGUGAGAGGAACAUUUUGCUGUUGGCGUUUCAGAUGGGGACUGGUUGAUGUGUGUAAUUUCUGCAUCUUUGAGGGAGAUUGUCCUCUUCAGCAUCUGAAUGGCCUGUGCUAAUGUCGGGAUUUUAAUGUGACACAUUUCGCUGUAGUUCAUGACUUAACUAAGUUCUUAUUAGUAAGCGAUCUUCUUUGCAUCUUCCAGUCAAUGCUCAGUGUUGAGCCUUGGUGUUCAGGCGGUGGUUGAAUGUUCCAGUAAGGUUUUUAUUUUUUCACAUGAGGCCACUGACUUUCAAUAGAAAAAUAACAUUUUUAUUAAAUGUAAAAUUCAUUUGGAUGGAGAAAAAUAAAAACAAAAUGUAAGUGCACUAUAUUGUCAGCAGUUGCCUCAGAGUUACAGUAGAGGUCACUGUUUUCUGUUAUUGUAAAUUUUGAAAGACAAAUAAUAAAUGUCAGCUGCUGUAAUUAUACCUCUGACCCGUGUACCUGUAUUAUUCAAUAGCUUAAAUUUGUGAUCUCACUUCUUUUUGCUUUCAUGCUUUUGUAAAUGUCAGUUAUUCAUUUAUCUGACUUAAUGACUCUUAUCUCUCAGUUCAGUUAACAAUUGGGCAGAGAAAAUGUUGCAGUAUCUCAUCUUAUAUGUAGAAUUGGUUGAUUUUGCCAUAAACAGUUAAUGUAUGCAUUCUGUAUGUUUUUUUUCUAGUUCAAACAAACAAAAAAGAAAUAAAAAUAUUUUAAACAUU
This is a messenger RNA of Nothobranchius furzeri (turquoise killifish), 1257 nucleotides long. RefSeq names its product dynein light chain Tctex-type 2B (gene dynlt2b). NCBI's taxonomy places the organism in Eukaryota, Metazoa, Chordata, Actinopteri, Cyprinodontiformes, Nothobranchiidae. The record is from RefSeq and is a predicted model, not a curated record. Gene Ontology annotation, biological process: microtubule-based movement. Gene Ontology annotation, molecular function: dynein intermediate chain binding. Gene Ontology annotation, cellular component: cytoplasm; cytoplasmic dynein complex.